Aspergillus saccharolyticus JOP 1030-1 is the source of this 537-nucleotide messenger RNA. RefSeq lists its product as uncharacterized. The transcript is spliced from 3 exons. Bases 1 to 537 code for a protein of 178 amino acids. The record is from RefSeq and is a predicted model, not a curated record. Lineage: Eukaryota; Fungi; Ascomycota; Eurotiomycetes; Eurotiales; Aspergillaceae.
AUGUCUAAUUUGCCACAAGCCACGGCAGAGACUGAGCUUCCCACCGACCAGACCGUUCCUACUGCAUGGGCGCAGCAUGAGAACCAGGUAUCUACUGCACCUCUGGUGUCUUGGCCCUUCCCGAAACGAGAUCGACCUUCCCGCGAGGACCUCUCCGAGCUUGUGAGGUCGCAGCUUGUCUCGCGAUCAGAUUGGACACCCGUGGCCAGGGUACAGCAUGACAGUUGUGGAAUCCGGCCCAUUUCGUCCCGCGCAAAGCGUCUUAUCUUCCCUGUCAGCGGGAUAUUUGUGGAGGUGGAGGAGGAGGAGAAGCAGCAGCAGCAGCAACCCACGAUACAGCUUCAGUUUGAUCCGAUCAUCGGAUUGGUCUCGGCUUCCCUGUUGCGUCGCAAGCUCGAUGCUUUGCAUGCAAACUCCAAAUUUGUGGAGAUAAUGUCCCGCACGACUGUCUUCCGAGAAGCGUCUGAAGCUGGGGACCCCGUGGGGGAUCUGUCUUCGUGUUCUGUUGAGCUGCGAAGCCCCCAUCCCUUGGGUUGA